This is a messenger RNA of Ceutorhynchus assimilis (cabbage seed weevil), 591 nucleotides long. Lineage: Eukaryota; Metazoa; Arthropoda; Insecta; Coleoptera; Curculionidae. The record is from the annotation of a GenBank genome assembly.
AUGCCUGCUGACGCUGAACUAAAUUCGGUUUUGGUAAGACGACAAGAAUUAAAUGACGCCCUUGAUAAUGGCACGGAAAUCAAAAUUAAAUACAAAGUGGUGAACGUUUUUACUGAGUUUCAUGAAUUUUCAAGGAAGGAAAUUAAACAGUACGAGGCUACGUUUAAAAAAUUCAAUACAAAUAAAGAUGGAUAUCUCAGCUUGGACGAACUCAAGCGUAUGAUGGAAGUUCUUGGAGCUCCGCAAACUCACAUCGGCUUAAAGCAAAUGAUCAAAGAGGUUGAUGAAGAUAACGAUGGUCGUCUUUCCUUUCAUGAAUUUAUGUUAGUGUUUCGCAAAGCUAGAGCCGGCGAAUUGGACGAAGAUUCUGGAUUGGGACAAUUGGCCCGUUUAGCUGAAAUUGAUGUAGACAAAGUUGGAGUGAAUGGAGCUAAAGAUUUUUUCGAAGCAAAGAUUAAUGAAUUGAGCAAGAAGAGCAAAUUUGAAGAAGAGAUCCGGCAAGAACAAGAUGAAAGAAAACAAAUGGAAGAAGAAAAAGCCUUGCGACGUCAACAGUUUUUGGAAAAAGCUUCUAUUUUUAAAUGUGCUUAA